This is a messenger RNA of Dryobates pubescens (Downy woodpecker), 8608 nucleotides long. RefSeq names its product BAH domain and coiled-coil containing 1 (gene BAHCC1). The record is from RefSeq and is a predicted model, not a curated record. NCBI's taxonomy places the organism in Eukaryota, Metazoa, Chordata, Aves, Piciformes, Picidae. Gene Ontology annotation, molecular function: chromatin binding. The transcript has 28 exons. Bases 355 to 8211 code for a protein of 2618 amino acids.
CCCCCUCCUCUUUCUCCGGUUCCCUUUGCUGCAAGAGCAGCCGGUGCAUGGGCAGUGCACGGGCACCGGCAGGAGCACGUUGCUGCUGCUGCUGCUGCUGUUGCUGCUGCUGCUGCACCCCCCGCCAAGGCCGACCCGCGCCGCCUCCGCCGUUGCCGGCGGGACCGACCGCACUCGCCCCGCAACACCCCGCCGGAGCGGAGGAUGAGCCGGCAGUCCCGGCACGAAGCGCGGCACGCCGCCACCGAACCCGGCCCGCCGCGGCGCUGAGGAUCGCCGGCCGCCCCGAGGAGCCCCGUCGGUGUCCCGCCGUGCCCGUCGUGGGCAGCGAGCGGGUGGGUGGGUGCCCCCGGCAUGGACGGCCGUGACUUCGCACCUCCACCGCCGCGGCUUCUGUCAGAGAGAGGCAGCCUGGGCCACCGUCACGGCACGGGGCGUGUGGCGGGUUCGGCACACAGUGCCGUGCAGCCCCCUGGACACUUCCAGCCCACCAAGUACUUCCCCGCGCCUAUCUCCAUGGCCACGCACACAGGUCUGUGGGAGUGUGACCCCCGUGUUGGCCCAGCGAGAUUCCAGUGCCUGAACAAGGAAGCGCUUUCUGGGGGAACAAGGAGGCCGUUAUGCGCGAAGCCGGCGCAGCGGCGGCGGUGCCGUGGUGCGGCGACGGCGGGGAAAGCCAGCAGCAGCCUGAUGGGCAGUGCACCCACCUCCUCCUUCAUGGGGGGCUUCCUGAGUGGCAGCCUGGGCUCGGGGGCACCCAGCCACCCCACUGGCCCCACUGCCUCUCCCCCGGAGCCAGCAUUCCGUGGGCCUCACUCCAGCACCUCCCAGAUCUGGUUCUCGCACUCCCAUGAAGCCCCGGGGUACCCCCGCUUCUCUGGAAGCCUGGCCUCCACCUUCCUGCCCAUGAGCCACCUGGACCAUCACAGCAACAGCAACGUCCUCUAUGGCCAGCACCGCUUCUACGAGAGCCAAAAAGAUAACUUCUACCUGCGCAACCUGCCUGCCCAACCCGCCCUGCUUCCCACCAGCCACAGCUUCCCUGGCAUUGCCCGUGCCGCUCCUGGGCCCCCCACUGGCUCCUGCAGCCGGGAACGAGAGGCUGGAUCCUUGCCCAAGACCCCCAAGGACUAUGACCGCUUCUUGGCGGGCAAAGAGAAGGUGGGCAAGGGAGACCCCAAGGAGCGGCCGCCUGAGGAGGACCCAAAGGAGCGACACAAGGUGGUUCUGCCAGUGCCACCAGAAGGGCACUGCAAAGAGGGGCUGCCCACACGAGGGGCUGGUGAUGGCCGCCCCAAGCACCUCGCCUCCUGCCUGCUGGGUGCCAAGGGGCUGGAUGGCGAUGCAAGCCGUGCCGUGCUGCCCAGCUGUGCCGGCAGUGCCAUGCCCCGUGCCGGCCGCUGCAGUGCCAAGGAGCCAUGUCGGGGCGAGCGGGAGCCAGGUGCUCCCGAGAUGCCCCAGCCUUACAGCGAGUGUGUGGAGCGACGGCAGAUGCUGCACCAUGCUGUUUCCUACGCGGUGCCCACCGGACCGGCCACGCUCGGCCCCACUGCUGGCUCCUUCCCCUGCCUGCAGCUGCAUGCUGGCCCCGAGAUGCUGUGCCCACUGCCGGAGCCAGCUGGCCGAGAGCUGAAGCUGAGCGGUGCCACGCUGGUGCCCUCGGUGGGGCACCUCACAGACAAGAGUCGCUCUUUCCAGGUGACGGCAGAGGCUGGUGGCCUCGAGCGUGCUGAGGCCAAGGAGCGGCACGCCGAGGUGGGCACAGAGCCCCCAGUCAGUUAUGGUGGCCCUUUCCACCACCCGCUGAAGGCAGAGGGUUCUGCUGAGCGGCGACUGGACUGGGGGGGUCCCAGUGCCCGGCUGAAGGGGCUGGAGUACCUCGGUGGGGGAGCAGCCGAGGGACCACCCUUUGCGAGCCGGGGUCCAGCACCCAAGGGUGCUCUGGAGAAGGGCUACUUCGAGGUCCCACCACCGCCCGACUGCUCCCGUGCUGCCCGCCCUGACCCUUUGAGUGUCCGGGUUGGCCCCUCCUGCUGCACUUUAGAGAAAGGCCCCCCCAAGGACCCUCCCUCUGGACCAGCUACCCAAAAGGUGGCACGAAUUCGGCACCAGCAGCACCCCGAGACAGAGGCAGCUGGUGCUGGCCCUGAGGGCAAGCGCAAGCCGCUGGAGCUGAGUACCCUGGGCUAUGGUGGGCCCCACUUGCCCCCUUGGGGCGUGCAGGGCCAGGGACCCCCACUUGGUGUGGCAGAGGAGAGGAAGGGACCCUACUUGGACCCCUUCAGCACGAGUCUGCAGCCAGCUGCGUUGAUGACUCAGGGCCCAGUGCUGGGUCAGGAGGUGCCAGCUGCCCCGGAUGAGGUUUCGGCCAUGAAGAAUCUGCUGAAAUACAGCAACCAGGCGCUGCUCGGGGGGCAGAAGGGCCCCCCCUUCGUCGGGCUGGGGGGCGUCAAGGGCAGCUGUGCCCACCAAGAUGCCAAAUUCCCCCCGGGGAAGGGGCAGCCAGAGCUGGAGCGACCAGAUUGUGCCCGUGGCCGGGAGCAUGAUGGGCUGGCCACUGGUGAAGGUGAAGUGCGGCAGCCACCUAUUGGCAUCGCUGUGGCUGUGGCACGGCAGAAGGACACGCUGGGACGACCUGACACAUCCUAUGGCAGCGGUGGCACUGGGCGGCAGGGCCGGGCAGCUGCCAGCAUCAAAGCGGGCACUGCACGGCCCAUGCACCUCAUCGACCUGGAAGCAGAGGAGGAGCGGGGCCGGCUCUGUGAGGAGCGCCUGGGGCUGGCAGGGCGAGAGCUCCUUCUCCAGGACAACAAGGACCUGGUGGAGUUUGCCCGAAUGCAUCCGUCUGGGGGAUGUCCUGGAGAGCUAACGCCCCACCUGAUGAUAGCUGGAGGCUCAUCACUCCCCACAGGGCAGCUUGGUGGUGACCCUGCCACCCAUGCCCACCCAGCACACACGCACUGGCUGCCCCGCACCCGCAGCCCCUCCAUCUGGAUGGGGGGACACUCCUAUGGCAUUGGCCACCCUGCGCUGCACCAGAACCUGCCACCUGCCUUCCCCACCUCCAUGCCCAGCACCAUGCAGCCUGUCUUCCCCCUCUCCCAGGACCCCCCAGCCCAGCUCGUCAUUCUACCCACUGAGCCCCCAGCCCACGGCACCCCCCACACGUUGGCCGAUGUGAUGGACCAGGCAUCGUUGUGGCCCCCAAUGUACCCGGGCCGAGGCCCCAGCACCCACCUGCAGCACACAGGGCAGCUGCCUGUGUACUCACGCUCACAGUUCCUGCGGCAGCAGGAGCUCUAUGCCCUGCAGCAGCAGCAGCGAGCAGCACAGGCCCUCGAGAUCCAACGCCAGGCGCAUGUCCAGCGGAAGCCGGAGGAGCAGCCUCUGGAUCUGGAGGAUGGGGGUCCUGAGAAGCCCCUCAAACCCUCUCACAAAGCAGUUGCCUUAAACCCUCCAACCAAGGGCCUGUCCUCAGCAGCCCCCGGGCCCCCCAAGCUGUCCCCUUGCUGCCACUCUCCGGCCCUGCGGCACCCAGCCAAGUGCCCUGUGACCCUCCCUGCGGCCCCCUGCACUUUACCCGUCUGCCCCACCACCAGCUCUGCCGUCGCCCCCCGCUCCCCGGCUGACAGCCCUCUGCCCGUCCAGAGCAAGGGCAGCGACGCCGAGGACAAGCGCGGAGAGGGGCAAGUGCCCCGCAACUACCCCAAAUCCCUGGAACCAGACCUGCCCCCCGGUUACAGCUACCCUGCUGCUGGCAUGGGCUUCUCUGAGGCGCACUCGGCCGAGCCAGCUGACCCCGACACUAUGCACGCUGGCUCGCCACCUGCUGAGCCGGAGCAGUCCCGCACCUUCAGCCCCACCAGCGAGGUUCUGCAGGAGUCAGGCCCCCCGCAGGAGCUGCCAGCCAGUGGGGCAGCGGCUGAGGGUCCUGGAGUGCUGCUUCAUCACCACCACCUCCUCCUAACCCCGGGACCCCUCUGUGGAGAGCGGGGAUCAGCACCGACUGAGGGGGCUACUGAGGAGCCCUUUGGGGUGUGCCCAGACACGGCUCAGGGAGCACCGGAGCAGAGCUCACCAGAGCAGCAACACCUGGUGCCCAUGGGGACCUCCCCACUGCCCGCCACUGCUGAGGAAGAGGAAGAAGAGGAUGAAGAGGAGGAGGAGGAGGAGGAAGAAGAGGAGGAGGAGGAGGAAGGUGACAGUGAUGGCUCAGAGCCGGAGGGCAGCUGUGAUGAGGAGGAUGGUGAAGAUUCCAAUGGGCGACAGGGCUGCUUGGGCGGGCUGGAGGCUCUGAUUGCUGCUGGCAUUGACCUGGGUGAGCUGCCAGCACUGGGCUCACCUGAGGAGCCCCCUCCAGCCCCCCCCUCGCCUGCCCCCCAUGCCUCAGGGAUCCCUGGCAUCGCCCUGCUCAGCGAGCUGGCCGACCUGGAGCUGCGCCGGCGCCGCUGUGACCUGGCCCUGGGAGGGGAGGACGAGGACCUGCUGGCCUUCAACCUACAGAACCUGGCCACGGUGGCAGCCGCCUGGUCACUGGUGGAGGCAGCCAGCCGGGAGGGCAGCCCCCCUGCGCUCAGCCCCCUGCCCACCUCCCCACCACCCCGCACUCGCAUCCCCCGCCGCAAGUACACCUGGACGCCCAAAACCAAGGCCGUUUGCCCCUUGAAGGCAGCCAUCGAGCAGCUCAACACACAGGAGGUGGAGGUGCGGAUGCGGCUGGCAGAGCUCCAGCGCCGCUACAAGGAGAAGCAGCGGGAGCUGGUGAAGCUGCAGAGGCGGCAUGACCAUGAGCGUGACGAGAGCUCCCGGAGCCCGGCACGGCGCGGCCCAGGGCGGCCAAGGAAGCGCAAGCACUCCAGCACGCUGGGCAGGGCCGAGAGCCGCAAGGUCAAGGCAGUGAAGACCAGCCUGUCCCUGCUGUGUGCUGAGCUGCGAGGGGACCCCGAGCCCAAGAAGAAGAGAAGCAAACUGGCUGAGGCGACAUUUGGCUCCCCAGAGAAGGUGCGGUGCAAGAAGAGCAGCUCACCGGGCAAGCUGGCCUGCAAGGUGGCUCACAAGGUGAAGAGCAAAGGGCUGCCCACUGGCAUCAGCCCCUUCCGCCGGAAAGACCCCAACCCUGGUGGCCGCAUCCAGAAGAAACUCUCCCGACCCAAGAGCUCCAAGGCUACCAAGUACCAGCCACAAGACCCUGAUCCCCGGCAGUCAGCAGGGUUCAAAGGCAAGGCUGGCUUGGCGAUGGGAUCUGGGAUCCAGCAUGGGGAUAGAGAUGAGCAUGAUGGAGACACUGACAGCGAGGAUGGUGACGAUGAGCCAGGCUUGUCCCUGCCACCCUCAGUGCCUGUGGCCGUGCUGGGACCCUCCCCAUCCUCUGUGGUGAAGAUGGAGGCCAAUGAAAAGGCGAAGAAGAAGAAAGAAAGGCAGGGGCUGCUAGCAGGACCUUGCCUUCUGGGUAGCCCCGAAGGCGAGGUGAAGAUCAAGCAGCGGCCAGUGAAGCCGGGGGCUGGCAAGCUGGAGAAGGUGCCAGUGCGGCGGAAGGCAGGUGGCUGCGAGGAGGGUGGCAAGAAGAAGUUGAAGGCCAAGGCUAAGGACAGCCCCCGGCCGUCAACCACCGGCGGUCCCAGUGCACUGGCCCCUGCCAGCAGCCUCUUUGCCGGGACUGAGCCACGGCACUUCGCAGCGAGGGAUGAGGGGGCUCGUCUGGCCAGCGAGAGACUGAAGAAGGCAACACGCAAGAGCAAGGUGCUGCAGUCAGCCCUGAGGCGGAAAACCGGAGCACUGUCACUGUCCCUCUCCCCCCGGAGCGCCAAGACCAUCCUGAGCAAGGGCAAGAAGCUGGCCAAGGUCAAAAGCAAAGUGGCCACCAAGCAGUGCAAGGGCCGGGCAGUCAGCAAGCUGCUGGAGAGUUUCACCGUGGAGGACGACUUCGACUUUGAUGACAACAGCAGCUUCUCCGAGGAGGAGGAGGAAGAAGGGGCCUGCCUGGCAGGAGGGCUGCGAGGGGGUCGCUGCUCCCCUCUGCCCCAUGCCUGUGCCAUCCAGAAGGAAGAUCUGCGGGAUGGGCUCCACAUCCUCAUCCCCAAAGAGGACAGCCUGCUCUAUGCUGGCAGUGUCCGCACCAUCCAGCCCCCCGACAUCUACAGCAUCAUCAUUGAGGGUGAGCGGGGGAACCGGCAGCGCAUCUACUCGCAGGAGCAGCUGCUACAGGAGGCGGUCCUCGACAUCCGGCCUCAGUCUCGACGCAGCCUCCCGCCGGGCACCCGCGUUUGUGCCUACUGGAGUCAGAAAUCCCGGUGCCUCUACCCAGGGAACGUGGUGCAAGGCUCCUCCAGCGACGAGGAGGAGGAUGACCCUGAGGCGGUGAUGGUGGAAUUUGACGACGGCGAUACAGGGCACAUCGCUGUCUCCAACAUUCGCCUGCUGCCCCCUGACUUCAAGAUCCAGUGCACCGAGCCAUCUCCUGCGCUGCUGGUCUCCAGCUCAUGCCGGAGGACGAAGCGGUCGUGUGGUGAGGGACCCCCUGCCGGCGAGCUGCCCCCCAGCCUCUGCCCGGACCGCCACGAUGGCCCUGAGCCCCCCAAGAGCUUGGGCAAGAAGGCAGCCAGCAAGGAGAAAAGUGGCAAAGCUGUGGAGAUGCUAUCGGGCGGCAAAGCGCCGCUGCUGAGCGACCCCUUCGUGAGCCGGAGGGGUGGGCAGCUGCUCAGCUGGUCAGCGGUGGCACAGACAAAGCGGAAGGCAUCGAGCAAAGGCACAGCCAUGCUGCAGAACCUCUUCCAGGUCAAUGGCAAUGCCAAGAAACUGCGGACCAAGGAGACCAUCUUCCCCGUGCACCACCAUCACCACCACCACCUCGCUGCCCCUGUCUUUGGCAAUGGGUUCGGGGCCGACUCCUUCAGCCGCAUCGCCAGCUCCUAUGCCUCGUUUGGAGCUGGGGCCGGGCUGGUGCUCCCAGCAGCCCAGAAGCUCCUGCGCUCCAAAAAGGCUGAGCGGAUGGAGGCAGAAAUGGGCAAGAGCGGCCGGAGGAAGACAGGCAGCGAGUACCUGGUCAAGCUGGACCAUGAAGGGGUGACGUCCCCCAAGAACAAGAACUGCAAGGCUCUGCUUCUGGCUGAAAAGGACUUUGGGGCCAAGCUGGAGCGACCGCUGGCCAGCCACAGCUAUGCGCAUGCAGCACUGGCAGGCAAAGAUAGGAAGGGGCGGGCACCUGUGCACCAGCUGCCCGUGGGGCUGGCGCUGCGGAAAUACUCAGGCCAAGCUGAGUUCACCCUGAACUGUGACAGCGACUGCCACAGCUCCUACUCAGACAUGGACGAGGACGAGGAGGCAGGCGGGCUGGGCGCUGAUGUGUCCUCGCGCUUCAUGACCCGUCUCUCAGUGUCCUCCUCUUCCUCGGGUUCUUCCACCUCCUCCAGCUCCGGCUCCAUUUCCACCUCCAGCCUCUGCUCCUCCGACAAUGAGGAUUCCUCCUACAGCUCCGAGGACGAGGAUUCCACGUUGCUGCUCCAGACCUGCCUCUCCCACCCGGUGCCGGCGCUGCUGGCGCAGCCGGAGGCUCUGCGCUCCAAGAGCGGCACACCGCAGCGGUGCUUCCUCACCAAGGCCACCGCUGCUGGCCCUAAGGCCAAGCUCAAGCGCAAGGAAGCCCUCAGCUUCUCCAAAGCCAAAGAGUUCUCCCGGAGGCAGCGCCUGCCCUCGGUGGAAAACCGGCCAAAGAUCUCUGCAUUCCUGCCCGCGCGCCAGCUCUGGAGGUGGUCAGGGAACCCCACGCAGCGUCGGGGCAUGAAGGGCAAGGCACGGAAGCUGUUCUACAAGGCCAUCGUGCGGGGCAAGGAGACUCUGCGCAUUGGGGACUGCGCCGUCUUCCUCUCUGCCGGGCGGCCCAACCUGCCCUAUAUUGGCCGCAUCGAGAGCAUGUGGGAGUCCUGGGGCAGCAACAUGGUGGUCAAAGUCAAGUGGUUCUACCACCCUGAAGAGACCAAGCUGGGCAAGCGGCAGAGUGAUGGCAAGAAUGCCCUGUACCAGUCAUGCCAUGAGGAUGAGAAUGAUGUGCAGACCAUCUCCCACAAGUGCCAGGUGGUGGGACGGGAGCACUAUGAGCAGAUGACUCGCAACAAGAAGUACCAGGACCGGCAGGACCUCUACUACCUGGCAGGCACCUAUGACCCCACCACAGGCCGGCUGGUGACUGUCGACGGGGUGCCCAUCCUCUGCUGACCCCCCCAUUACCCACCCACCCUGGGCACAGGGAGGGAGGCACUGGGGAUGGUCUGCACCCCCCUACUCCACUGUGGGGCUCCUUCCUGGCUAUUAUGCAAAGCCCUGGAGUGUCCAGGGAUGGGGUAAAUGGGGCGGGGGGCAACAUCAUCAUCAUCACGGGGGGCGCAGGGGCAGGGGGGGAGGGGGCUCCCCUACAAGCCAUACUUUCCCUAGUACCUCUGACUGUUUGCCAGCAGGUAAAGCAGAAAUCAGGUGUGUUGUUCUAUUUAUUUUGCCUGUAAAUAUUGUAUUUCUUCCGGGAAGUUUUAUGGAAAAACAGAGAAACCAACCAAAAAAAACCCACAAAAAACAAACAAACAAACAAAAAAAAAACCCAACCCAACAAACCCAACAC